Molecule: messenger RNA, 4613 nt
Organism: Lepidothrix coronata (blue-crowned manakin)
Lineage: Eukaryota; Metazoa; Chordata; Aves; Passeriformes; Pipridae
Gene: EIPR1
Product: tumor suppressing subtransferable candidate 1
Exons: 9
Coding region: 91-1254 (387 amino acids)
Biological process (GO): protein ubiquitination
Molecular function (GO): protein binding
Source: RefSeq, a predicted model, not a curated record
AGCUCCCGGAAGCGGCUGGCAACGGGCUGCGCCGAGGGCCAGAAAGCAUCGGGCGCGGGCGGGGGUGCGCGGCGGGGCUGAGGGGCCGCAAUGGAGGACGACGCGCCGGUGAUUUACGGGCUGGAGUUCCAGGCACGAGCUUUAACACCUCAAACAGCAGAAACAGAUGCAAUAAGAUUUUUGGUUGGAACACAGUCUCUUAGAUAUGAUAAUCAGAUUCACAUAAUCGAUUUUGAUGAUGAAAAUAACAUUAUAAACAAAAACGUUCUCCUUCAUCAAGUGGGUGAAAUUUGGCACAUUAGUACCAGUCCUGCAGAUAAAGGUGUACUAGCAACCUGCUACAAUAAAACUUCAGACACUAAAGUCAUGACAUGUGCUGCUGUUUGGAGGAUGCCGAAGGAAUUGGAAUCAGGCAGUCAUGAAUCCCCUGAUGAUUCAUCAAGCAACACUCAAACCCUGGAGCUACUCUGUCACCUUGACAACACAGCCCAUGGCAAUAUGGCCUGUGUUAUGUGGGAACCAAUGGGAGAUGGUAAAAAGAUUAUUUCACUGGCUGAUAACAACAUAUUAUUCUGGGAUUUGCAGGAAAGUUCAGCCAAAGCUGUGCUCUCUAGUUCUGCAGCCUUGGAAGGGAAAGGACAAUUAAAAUUUACUUCUGGAAGAUGGAGUCCACACCACAAUUGUACACAGAUUGCAACAGCCAACGAUACCACUGUCCGAGGAUGGGAUACGCGAAGCAUGAGACAGAUAUAUUGCAUAGAAAAUGCACAUGGACAGCUGGUACGAGACCUGGACUUUAAUCCCAAUAAACAGUACUACCUGGCUAGCUGUGGAGAUGACUGCAAGGUGAAAUUCUGGGACACAAGGAAUGUCACUGAACCAGUGAAGACACUAGAGGAGCAUUCCCACUGGGUCUGGAAUGUCAGAUACAAUCAUUCUCACGAUCAGCUGAUCCUUACAGGAAGCAGUGAUAGCAGAGUUAUCCUGUCUAAUAUGGUAUCAAUUUCUUCUGAACCAUUUGGGCACAUGGUAGAUGAUGAUGAACUCAGUGACCAAGAGGACCAGCAUCAAGAAGAGAAGAUUAAAGAGCCCCUUCAGGACAGUGUAAUAGCUACCUAUGAAGAACAUGAAGAUAGCGUAUAUGCAGUUGAAUGGUCCUCAGCAGACCCGUGGCUAUUUGCCUCUUUAAGUUAUGAUGGGAGACUUGUUAUUAACAGGGUUCCCAGAGCUCUUAAAUAUCACAUACUGUUAUAAUUUGUUUGGAUUAUGAUGGAGUUGUUAUCUUGAUGUACACAACCGGUAGGUAUUGUUUAGGGUUUUUUUCAGGAUCUAUUUUUAUUAAGUAUAGAUGUUAAAAUUUUGUUAAGAAUGUCUGUACUGAUAUAGACACUUCUAAUUUGUUUUUUGUAUUUGCCUUGGGGAAACUAUGGUGCAUUUUCUGAAGGCUGUGCUACGUAGCCUUCAGAGGUUAAUCACUUUGUGAACUAUAACGUUUCUGGAGAUACUGGGUACUUUUCCUACUAUUGCUUUAUUACAUCAGCUUCAUGCAAAUAUAAUGAAUUACAGAAAUGUUAUUAUGCUGUUACAGGACUGGGACAAUGUAGGGUGCAUGUAGCAGAAGUGAUCUACUUGUUUACAAGAAUGAUAUUUUAUAUUUCUUAUAUAAGCAGGCUUCUGCUCUUAACUAGGGCUACAUUCUGUUAACUGUUCUGGCCACAAAUACAGUUAGGAAUGGUCUUAAAAGGCUUUCUUAACACAGUCUAAUAAUCUUCCAUUUUUGCAUGUCUUCAGAAGAAAUGUUUUUUGUGAAAGUGAAACCUUUUAGAAUAUAUUUUUCAUUUAAGCCUUAUGGUAGUAUCAACAAAAUACCAUCCUGUAAUUUAUGAACUAAAUGCAGUUCUCAGUUAUGUCUUGUUACUGGAAACAAAGUUUGUCUUUACCAAAAUCUGUGAUAUACUCAUGUAAUAUGUUAUCCCAUAUUUAUAGAUUUAGUUGUGCUGUGAGGGGUUCUGGAGCUAUGCCUUUGUUACCCUGAAAAAUCUCUUUAAUAUUUGUCUACUUAGACUUUCUUUUUGAUCCUUCUGGCUCUGUGCCAAUCUGCAAUAUGCUGACAUGAUGUAGCAGGCUUGCAACUAAGCACAAAAUAUCCUUUGCUAUAUCCUACUCUUUGCAAUAUGUGACCGAGACAUUGGUCACUGUCUUGUUACAAAUGCUGAGAACAGGCAGAUGCUGCACUGUAGGAGAUCACGCAGGAAAUUUGAAAUGUAGAUGGAAGGCACAGUGAAACACGCCUGUACAUACUGACAGCCCCCCUCCCCUGGCAUAGCUUGCACUCAGAUGGAAAUUCUGCUGCUUGCUCUUUGUGUACCCAGCCUAACUGCAGCACUAAUUAUUCCCUGUUGCCUUUUCACCACCAUUACUUCCCUUUGACUUCAGAACCUGGGUAUGUGCAAUGGUGUUGGUUGUGGUACCAUUGUGUAAGACCACUCUGAAAAAAUGGCAAUGAACAUGGGAUGGAAAGAUCGAUACCAGCCUCUUACAGUGAUUCCUUCUGUUGCUAUGGCAACUGUUGGUGUUAGUGUUGAGGGACAGCCUGCUGCUCACCUCUGUUUGUCCUUACCCACUCCUGGAUCGAAACAUGUCCAAAUGUGAUUUGUUGUGUAUACACAGCUGCUUCAGUGAGAUCACGCUUCGAGAGUAUGACUGACUGGUAUAGUCCAAAACAGCCAGAAAAGAUGACUUUUGAAUUCUAUUUCUGGCUUUCUUAAAGAGCGUACUUGGAAGAAUUCAUAGGAGUGAAGUAAUCCAAUUAAAUCAUUUGUAUUAUUGUUUGUAUUUGUGUUAUGAUGUUGCCUAUUUGCUCCAGAAUGAAUGCUUCAUUGGAAAUUCUGAUGAUCUGAUUUUCUGUGUUAAGAUUUUAAACUUGUGCUAUUUUGAAUUGUUUCAAUAUGUAAUUAGGCAUGAGCUAUUCAUUUGUAUACUGUAAGAAAAACUACAUUUCCAAAUUUGUAUUGUUUCAGUUGUCUGAAUAUCAAAAUCCUUGGUUGGGGUGCUUUAUAUGCAGAGCUUUUAAUCUUCAGACACAAAGCCUUGUUGGGUGUCGUGUCUGUCCCACCUGUGUGCCACCCUCUCCACCCCACCCACCCCAGGAAAAAGAACAUAUACCUCUGCAGUACACCUUUGGUAUGCAGGGGAAUUCUUUAAAAAUUUUCUUCACAUUAGCAAUAAAGAUCUCUUGAAACUUUAUUGUCUAGCAAUGUAUAUGGCUUGCAGUGUGAAGGUGACAGGGAAAUGGCAUAACCCUGUGUGGAAUUUGACUUGAUUUUUAACAUGUAAUAAAUGCAGGAUAGAUUUCAGACUAAUUUUUAUGUGGCUUUAUUUCCUUUAAUAUUGUAAGCUUAUAUGAGCUGAAAAGCUCUCCCAACAAAUAAUACCGAGAAAUGUUUUCUUUUGUUUUAAUUUUGUUAAAUGUGUAUAUCACUCAAUAGGGAAGAUGAGAGGGGAUGAACACUCGAAAGGAAGGGACUAGCAGGUCAGAUUUGAAUGAAAAUGCAUUACAGUAAAAUCAAGAGAGCAGGAAGGGUCAAUUUUUAAUCAUUUUCAGGUGUCUGUAAAGUGGGAUCUGAGCUACAUGUACAACACUGGCAGCAAUAUGGAAAUGACCUUCAGAAAGGAAAGGCUUUUGACAAGGUUUCAUCCCAGGCUGUUAGAGCAAGCAAGCUGCUGUAGGAUAGAAGAAAGGGUUCUAAGAUGGUUAAAUAACUGAUUAAAAGAUAGGAAAUAGGAAGCAGGAAGAAAUUACAUUUCCUGGCAAAAAAAAAAAUUACUGACGAAGUCCACAAGGAUCUGUGCCUGGGCAUGUGUUUCACACGACCUUUUGGAAAAAGGGCUGCAUAGAAAUAUGUCAAAGUUUGCAGAGACUGUUCAGAGUAGUAAAUAUGACUGAAGAACUAUGAAAAGGCCUUACUUCAUGGAGUGGCUGGAUGAUAAAAUGGUGGAUAAAAUUCAGUGCAGGAAAUGUGAAGUAACUAAUAUGGGAGAACAGUUAUUUUACAUACCGUGGGCCACCAAUAUAUGGCUGUUACUUGGAAGUAAGAUCUUGGAGGUUUUAUAGAUCUUCUAAAACAUCAGAUUAAUAGAGGUUAAAAUUUUAAUUAAAAUGUUGGGAAUUAUUAGCAAGUAAAGAAAAUAAAACAUUAUUAAUCCCCCAAAAUAAUACAUAUAUUUAUACAUCUGUGAUGUAUGUGCAUCUUGAAUGCUGUGUGUAGUUCUGAGUUCUUCCAUCUCAAACCCAAUGUAGUAAAACUGGGAAAGAUUUUAGAGAAGAAUGACAGGAAUGAUGAAUAGCAUGCAACACCUCUAUGAGGAUAACUGAAUAGACUGAAAGGCAGAUGGUUGAGAGGGAAUGAUAAAAGUCCAUAAAAUCACAAGUGGCAGAGGGAGAGGAUGAAUAGGAGUGAUUGUUCAGUGUCUCUCCUGAUACCAGAACUAGAGGUUAUUGAAUGUAAUCUGCAUGUGGUGGCUCAAAGCAUACAAAAUAAGGUGGUCUCCACAGGCAUGAAGGUGAGCUCUGGCACUCCUCUUUAACAAUCACUUCUCCCUGCAAAAAAAAA